Messenger RNA from Colletotrichum chrysophilum, 2736 nucleotides. RefSeq lists its product as uncharacterized. Gene Ontology annotation, biological process: protein export from nucleus; RNA export from nucleus. Lineage: Eukaryota; Fungi; Ascomycota; Sordariomycetes; Glomerellales; Glomerellaceae. Gene Ontology annotation, cellular component: cytoplasm; nucleus; RNA nuclear export complex. The coding region runs from base 1 to 2736 and encodes 911 amino acids. The transcript has 7 exons. Gene Ontology annotation, molecular function: small GTPase binding; RNA binding; nuclear export signal receptor activity. The record is from RefSeq and is a predicted model, not a curated record.
AUGGACGGACAGGCCGCCAAUGGCGCGGCCGGCUUGGGUCAGAAUAUCACCUCCGUGAACGGCGCGAUUUCCGACAUAAUAUCACAGAUCCACCAGGCCCUCGAGGCUAUACACAACCCUUACUCGCCCAAUGACUCCCGUCGAGACGCGCAGGCCUUCCUCGAAAACAUCAAGGGCAUAGACGAAGCUCCAUUCCACGGUUUUACCCUUGCCUCCGACAAGUCCCAGUCACCCGUUGUGCGCCAUUAUGCCCUUUCCCUUCUUGAGCAUGCGAUCAAGCACAGAUGGGCCGACUAUAGCGAGCAACAGUCCUCUACUCUCCGUGGUUGGAUGCUGGAGCUCUGCCGCAGCCUGUCGAAGGACGAUCCCUUAUACAUCAGAAAUAAAACGGCUCAAUUAUGGGUUGAAGUUGGCAAGAGAUCAUGGGGCGCCGAGUGGAUGGACAUGGAUGAGCUUUUGCUUCGCUUAUGGCAAAUUCCUGAUUCUGCUGUUCACAAAGAGCUCGUUCUGUUCGUCUUAGAGACACUCUCCGACGAAGUCUUCAACGGCGACGAUGCCGUGGUCGCCAUGCGCGAAGGAGUGCUCAGCAGGAGCUGUGUCGAGAUUUUUACUCCGGCCACAGUCCUUAGAGAGGCUUUCCCGAACAGGACUGCUGGCCCCGAGGUGCGAUAUGGGGAAGAAGGUUGGCUAAGCCGGGUAUCCGAAUUUCUCAGUCAGUGCCUUCAAGGGGAUGCUCAGAACAACGACCAAGUUCGGUCUUGUGCCGUCAAAUCCUUGUCCGUUUUCCACUCUCUGAUGCCCUGGGCCAUACCCAAGGCUGUUGCCGUGGCCAAUUGCGUGCCUGUCAUGUGCAGAGCCCUUGCGACACCCGAAGUGUCUAUUCAGAAGGCAUCUCUGGAGGCCUUACAUGCACUUUACUCCCGGUCAAACUUCACCGAACAAGAGUUUAAGGAUCUCGUUGCACCCAUGUAUGAUGCCAGCUCAGUAGACCUCUUGAAGAGGCUCUUCGAGUGGUCGGCUGUUGACGUGGACGACAUUGAUGAGGACAAAUACCAAUUCGGUAAAAACCCAAGUCUGAUCAUCGCCAUACCCGUAUUAGCUACGUGGACGCGGCUACUCAACAACAGACUCAUCGGACAGAGCCCAGCUAAUACUCAUCUCGUCGGCCCACUGCUCGAGGUCUGUGGUUCCCGCCUAAUCCGUUUUGAGAACCUGCCGGAAGACACUCAGGACCCAACCUUCCUCUUCCUGAUGGAAGAUACUGAUACCGUCCCGGAACGACAUGCUUUUCUCGGCAAUUACAGAAGGUUCAGCACACAGGUCAUUGAAACAAUUGUACAACUGAAGCUUUCCGACGCGGUUUACCAUAUUCUUGGCCAAGCCGAGCAAGUCUUGCAGCAUCUAUAUGACGGUCACCCACCGAUGGAUGUGUCCAAGUACAUCAAGCAUUCAAUGCCUGUUCUGAGCGUUGACGCACAAUUCACAGUCAUCGAGGCGGCGCUGAAAGGCUACAUGAAGUGGAGAGCAAGCACGACUCAACAGAGCAUGCCAGACUACGAACAACAGCGCGCUGCUCUAGAGAGAGAUCUGGAGUCCUGGUGCAGCAAACUCCUCGAAAUGAACUUUGAGGACCCUCUGAUUCGGAAGAGAGUGCUACAAUUGCUGGUUGCUUUCUCUACUACAGCUCUCGACAGGAAUCCAGGAUUCAUGCUCAAAGUCCUCGAACACAUUCUCAUGACAUGGCCUGCUCCUCGCCCAGAGCACCGAGCCUUUAACGAGGCGAUCAAGGAUUUCCAGUCCGAAAGCAUGGUUGAGCUGCAGCGACUAGCCUCAAAGGUCCCUGACCACCUGCUAGGCGUAUAUGAUCACAUAGAGGCAAAGGUUAACGACAUGAUAACCUCGGGAAGCUUGGACGAGAAACGACAAAUUGCUUACCAGAGCUUUCUCUUCAUCAUCAUUCACCGAGCCACCAAUAUUGACCCUUCCACACAGUUUGAGCGUUUGCAGGGAUUCAUCAAGCCAGUCACAAGCCUAUGGCAAAACCACGAAUUGAAAAGUGCUCUGUCAUCGUACGCGGGCUUUUGCGAAUUGAUGGCCCUGGACAAAGCCAAGCGAUACCUCAUGAGCCAUCGCGUCCAUGAAGUCAAGGAUUGGGGCUCUAGCGAGCUGGAUGCAGAGGGUCUGGCUCUCCAGAAACUGCCCCCUGAAAUGCGGUCCGUUGUUGGCGGCGUUCUCAGUGAUCGUUUUUGGCAGGCGGGAAUUUCUGAGGGCAGCAAAGAUGAAUUCUAUGCCCGCGUCAUGGACAAGAAACACACUCUCGAAGGGCUCGCUUCGACGAUAAGGGGAAGCGUGAGGUUCGUACGAGAAACAUGCUAUGCCAUUAUCUACUGCAUGAGCCGUUUGGAGAUGCAGUUCUAUGGCUUCAGCGAACUGCCGAACCCCCUUGCACAAGCGCUUUUCCAAAAUUCUUUCUAUCUCUCUGCACAUCAGCAGAUCAACUUGCUGAAUCUCGUGCGUUAUCUGGUGGACGAUUGUCCACUAGAGCAACCUUGCUUCCAACAGAUGGAUGCAAAGAUCAACUCGGAGUGGGAGAAGCUGGAGCGCCAACAAGCAAUUGACGCUGCUGGGGAUGCGCUUACCGAGGAGAUGAAAUCGGAAAGCAUCUUGCGCCAGGUCACUUACACUGCCGUGAUCAUGGUGGCGGAUUUCCUGGAUCCCACUAAGAGAAGUAAGUAG